CAUGUCCACGUGCAGCUCCCUUUUUGUGGUCUCUGUCUUCCUCACACACACUUGAGCUUCAGGCUGCUACUUCUAAUUCUCUCAUUCACUGCAGCCCAAGUAUUUCUCAACACUGGAGGAUUAUGUUUCUGGGAGGAGCUUUUGCUUCAACAGAUGAGGACAUUUAGGCUCAGCUAGAAACUGGAUUUGCUCAGGAUUUUGGCACAUUUUCGGCCUAGGCAGGACCAUAACCCAGUUCUCCAUAUACCGGAAGCCAAGUCUCUUCCACUGCCCACUGUUUGUCUCAGGUUCUGCGGUAGACUCAGCCAUGGACCCGCUCUCCGAGCUGCAGGAUGACCUGACCCUCGAUGACCCCAGUCAGACCCUGAACCAGCUCAAGCUGGCCUCUAUUGAUGAGAAGAAUUGGCCUUCGGACGACAUGCCUGACUUCCCCAAGUCAGAUGACUCCAAAAGCAGCUCCCCGGAGCCUGUCACACAUCUGAAGUGGGAUGACCCUUACUAUGACAUUGCCCGGCACCAGAUCGUGGAGGUGGCAGGUGACGACAAGUACGGAAGGAAGAUCAUUGUGUUCAGUGCCUGCCGGAUGCCACCCAGCCACCAGCUGGACCACAGCAAGCUCCUGGGGUACCUGAAGCACACACUGGACCAGUAUGUGGAGAGCGACUACACACUCCUCUACCUGCACCAUGGCCUGACCAGCGACAACAAACCCUCACUCAGCUGGCUGCGAGAUGCCUACCGGGAAUUCGACCGCAAAUACAAGAAGAACAUCAAGGCCCUGUACAUUGUGCACCCGACCAUGUUCAUCAAAACCCUGCUCAUCCUCUUCAAACCCCUGAUCAGCUUCAAGUUUGGGCGGAAGAUCUUCUAUGUGAACUACCUGAGUGAGCUCAGUGAGCACGUGAAGCUCGAGCAGUUGGGGAUCCCUCGCCAAGUGCUCAAGUAUGAUGACUUCCUCAAGUCCACCCAGAAGAGCCCUGCGACAGCCCCCAAGGCCAUGCCACCUCGGCCGCCCCUACCCAACCAGCAGUUCGGGGUCUCCUUGCAGCACCUGCAGGAGAAGAACCCAGAGCAGGAGCCCAUUCCCAUUGUGCUCAGGGACACCGUCGCCUACCUGCAGGCCCACGCUCUCACCACCGAGGGCAUCUUCCGGAGGUCAGCCAACACCCAGGUGGUGCGUGAGGUGCAGCACAAGUACAACAUGGGGCUGGCCGUUGACUUUGACCAGUACAAUGAGCUGCACCUGCCGGCUGUCAUCCUGAAGACCUUCCUGCGGGAGCUGCCUGAGCCCCUGCUGACCUUUGACCUGUACCCCCAUGUGGUGGGCUUCCUUGACAUUGACGAGAGCCAGAGAGUGGCGGUGACACAGCAGGUGCUCCGGACACUGCCUGAGGAGAACUACCAGGUGCUUCGCUUCCUGACUGCCUUCCUGGUGCAGGUUUCUGCCUACCAUGACCAGAACAAGAUGACCAACACGAACCUGGCUGUUGUCUUCGGCCCUAACCUGCUCUGGGCCAAGGAUGCCGCCAUCACCCUCAAGGCCAUUAACCCCAUCAACACCUUCACCAAGUUCCUCCUGGAUCAUCAAGGGGAGUUGUUCCCCAGCCCCGAUUCCCCAGGGCUCUGAGCCCAGCCUUGUGCACGGGUCAUGGGACUUCUCCGCCUGGUUCUGCCACAGGGGAGCCAGGGCUCCUGCCCGGGACAGAAGCUGGAGUGCGGCACUGGAUGGCCACUCUGCUCUGCCCAGCCCUCCACCGCCUGGUGGCCUCCUGUCCCCAAGACGCUUGUCUUCGCCUUAUACUUUUCACUGCCUCUCUGGAUGCCUGGCUCCUGCAGGGCUUGGCUCUUCCAGCUGGAGAAGGACUGAACCCCAGUAACCCUUUUUCUGCUUUUCUCUGCUUCUGUUUCCCUGGCAGCAGUGGGUAACCAUAUCCCUGCUGGCUGGCCUGGGGCUGGGGCAGGGGCUGGGGCUGCGCCUGGGACCAGAGAUCCCCCCUUUCUGAUGGCUGUGGAAUGAGCAGCCAGAUGCCAAGGCAGGACCUGGCUGUGCCCAGACGCCUCCGUAUCUGAGUCCAGUGGCUCUGCCCUUUAGAAGUCCUGUGACACUAGUGUGGGUGCAGUCCCUGUGCCUCUUUUCUCUCUCAUGGCUGAGCCCUGGGUCCUAACAGCCUCUGGAAUGCCAGACUGCAGUCCGCUUCCUGUUUCUGCCUUCUGGGUCCACCUUUCCCAAGUGGCACAGCCCCUUGGGGUUCUAACCCUUGGAUCUACAGGGACUGGUAUCUUGGAUGCGGGACCCAUGGUCUCAGGGUUCACUGGGAAUAGCCACAUUCCCGGUCCAUAGUGACUCGGAACUCGGGCUGGUGCUGAGGCUCAUGGUACUCACAAGAGAGACAGAUUUUGCUAAUAGACCAGCCUCUGUGGGGGGUCCUAGCAGUAGCCACAAGGAAGUCUGGCACCUGCCAUUGUCCUUCAGAAAUUCUGGACUGACGAUGGUUGACAUUCCUCAUUUCUCCCCAGGAACCUCUCCCCCAGAGAAGGGGGACACCACAAUGACCCUGUGCCCACUGUGGGGCCAGCAGGAUGGUACCUCCAGAGCCUGUACUGGGGGUUCCUCCCGGGUGACCAGUGGGCUGGUUCUGUCACUCCUGUCUCUGGCCUGGCUUGGCCACUUGGUUCUCUGCCGCCUUUAUAUAUUGAGUGUCACUCACAGCCCUAUUUCCUGGGGAGCCUUUGGGAUCUUUCUCCUGUCCCCUACCCCACUGGAGUGUACGGGGCACUGGUACUGUGAAUCGAGUGUUCACAUCCACACCUAUUGACUUACUUGGCACCAAUUGUGUAUUUCACCGUUUGCACUUUUUGUAUUUCAAAAUAAAAAUGGAAAAUACCCUG
Cavia porcellus (domestic guinea pig) is the source of this 2889-nucleotide messenger RNA. RefSeq names its product Rho GTPase activating protein 1 (gene Arhgap1). The transcript is spliced from 13 exons. Gene Ontology annotation, biological process: negative regulation of endocytic recycling; small GTPase-mediated signal transduction. The record is from RefSeq and is a predicted model, not a curated record. Gene Ontology annotation, molecular function: GTPase activator activity. NCBI's taxonomy places the organism in Eukaryota, Metazoa, Chordata, Mammalia, Rodentia, Caviidae. Gene Ontology annotation, cellular component: cytoplasm. The coding region runs from base 308 to 1627 and encodes 439 amino acids.